Mycena citricolor is the source of this 363-nucleotide messenger RNA. Lineage: Eukaryota; Fungi; Basidiomycota; Agaricomycetes; Agaricales; Mycenaceae. The record is from the annotation of a GenBank genome assembly.
AAGCCACAGCCUACUGGUUUCUUGGGCAGCACCGCUAAAGCGUUCGAUUACAGCUCCAGUGCGCUCGGUCCUGGGAACACAGAUAUUUCCAGCGUUGCCAGCGAAUUCGCAUUCAAUAAGAGCAGCAGCAUCCCUGGCACUUCCGAUGCCUCGUCUUCUCUUCUUUCCAAUCCUUCUUUCACGGGAUCGACGACAACCUCCUUUUCGCAGCCACUGGGCAGUAACUCUGGUUCAUUUAGUCCCACUUCAUCGACCUUCAGCUCUUCUGGCUCGAGUUUCAAUCCCGCGAGUUCCGCUCCACCUGCGAUCGCAGCUCCGAUUCUUUCCGCACAACCUACUGGCGGUCUCAAAGCGUUCAAACCC